Verruconis gallopava is the source of this 801-nucleotide messenger RNA. RefSeq lists its product as uncharacterized. The transcript is spliced from 3 exons. Lineage: Eukaryota; Fungi; Ascomycota; Dothideomycetes; Venturiales; Sympoventuriaceae. The record is from RefSeq and is a predicted model, not a curated record. Gene Ontology annotation, cellular component: membrane. Bases 1 to 471 code for a protein of 156 amino acids.
AUGGUGAACGUCAUGCUCCCUCUGCGCGGUGCGCAGGCCGUUUUUACAAUGGUGGAGCUUGGUCUCACAUCCUACGUGUCCAACUGGUGGGCCAACUACUGGAGGGACGAGGUCCCCGCCGAGAUUAUUUUGCUGCUUUUCGCCAGUGUUUUCAGCCUGAUCACGACCAUGUAUCUGUCACUCGCUGCUCUGAACAAGCUGCCCGCUAUCGCCGCAAAUCGCUACGCGCUCCUCGCCGCCGAUGGUCUCACUAUGACUUUCUGGUUUGCUGGGUUCGUCGCGCUGGCCGUAUUUCUGAGCAGCCGCGUGUGCUUUGGAAAUGUGUGCAACAUCGCCAAGGCUGCCGUCGCCUUCGGCGCCUUCAGCUGGUUGCUCUUUGCCGCGACGACGGCUUGGGCCGGAAUAUACACUUACCGUGCCCGCAACCCAGUCACGCCGAAGGAAGUCGAGUCUGAAAUGGCCCAGUCGUGAUUACGCCCGGGCAUGAGCAUUACUGAAAGGACGGGCCGCAUUUCCAGCUCGAGUUUUAAAAGCUUUGAGACAGUGGACCUUCACUCGGACACUGAGAAGCAAGCUUGACAUGCAUGCUGCUGAUAUCCUUUCAUUGUCUAUGACACGACUCUCAUGUCGUCACGAGUCACUUGCACGACAGUGGCUCGCUCGCUCUGUCUCUUUCCGCCUCCGGUACUCCUUAGUCCCGGAAUCUGCGUGCCUCGUAUUCAAGAACUUUGUAUUCCUAUCGUUUUCGUUUGGUAUGACUCGAUGGGCGUAAAAUGGCCUGGGUGAAGAGGUGAUCUUGUG